GGACUGUUAUCACACCAUUCUUCUUCACAAAGGCUGCCUUCUUUGGCUUAUGGCUUUUCAAAACAAAUCAUCUUACUUUCUCUUACCACCCUUUCUUCACUGCCUUCUUGUUUUUCUUCUUGGUUUACCAACUUGUUCGUUUUCUGAGCCUUAUAAAAAUGUAACUCUGGGUUCAUCUCUCACAGCAACGGAACAAAAUCACCUCUAUUGGACCUCCCAAUUUGGUGAGUUCGCUUUUGGAUUUCUACAGUUGGAAAGUAAAGGCUUUUUAUUGGCCAUUUGGUUCAAUAAAAUUGAAGAAAAAACGGUGGUAUGGUCAGCAAAUCGCGAUAAAUUGGCACCUAAAGGAUCCACAAUUCAAUUUACUGGUGGUGGGCAACUUGUGCUGAACGAUCCUAGAGGCAAUCAAAUAUGGACGUCAAGUUCCUCUGGAAGUACUAAUCAAUCUGUUUCCUAUGCUGCGAUGCUUGAUAGUGGCAACUUUGUGUUGGCUGCAACUAAUUCUAAAAUUUUAUGGCAAAGCUUUGAUGUGCCUACCGAUACGAUUUUACCAUCACAAACUUUGAAUAUGGGCGGAUUUCUUGUUGCUCGUUAUUCAGAAACCAAUUAUAAGAAUGGAAGGUUUCAACUUCGGAUGCAAAGUGAUGGGAAUCUUGUGCUUUACCCCAGAGCAUUCCCUUUGGAUAUAGUAAGUAAGGCUUACUGGGCAAGUAACACAAUAGGCUCUGGCUUCCAACUUGUUUUCAACCUCUCUGGCUCUAUUGAUGUCAUUUCAAACAAUAAUACUAUUCUCAUAACUGUGGUAUCAAAUACCCUUACGCCACAAAAUUUUUACCUUCGGGCGAUUCUUGAGCAUGAUGGGAUUUUUAGAAUGUAUGUUUACCCAAAGCCCACACAUAAUUCGUCUAUGGCUAAAGCUUGGUCUCAAGUGUCAGACUCUAUAAACAUUUGUACCAUGGUGCAUGGUGGGUGGGGAAGUGGAGUGUGUGGAUUCAAUAGUUACUGUAGACUUGGGAAUGACCAGAGACCAUUUUGCACUUGUCCACCUGGCUAUGUUUUACUUGAUCCAAAUGAUGAGAUCAAGGGUUGUAAACCCAACUUUAUUGCUCAUAGUUGCGAUCAAUCAUUUCCUGAAACUGAUAACUUCGAAUUUGUUGCUUUGGAAAAUACCAAUUGGCCUCAGGCUGAUUAUGGCUUUUUCAAACCAGUAAGUGAGGAAUGGUGUAGAAACGAAUGUUUGAACGAUUGUUUUUGUGCAGUUGCCACUUUCAAAAAUGGUGAAUGUUCGAAGAAGAGGUUUCCUCUAGCUGAUGGACGAAUGGACCCUAGUGUUGGCGGAAGAGCACUUCUCAAAAUUAGGAAACAAAACUCUACAUUCCAACCUAAUAAUCUUAUACAUAAAUCUACUAUAGUCGUCGUUGGAUCAGUUCUAUUAGGAAGCUCUGUAUUUCUCAAUUUCCUUUUAUUCCUUUUCACUUUAUUCGUUAGCUACCGACUUAGGAAAAUUAGGAAAUCAAAGCUUGUUCAAGAAGAUCCUUCCAUUUUAUGUGUGAAUUUGAGGAUCUUCAGCUAUGAAGAGCUCAACAAGGCCACAAAUGGAUUCAUUCACCAGUUGGGGCAUGGCUCUUUUUCUACUGUUUAUAAAGGGAUUAUUGACUCUGAAGACAACAAUAACUUGGUGGCUAUUAAAAAGUUAGACAAUGUGGUGCAAGAGGGAGACCGAGAAUUUAAAGCUGAAGUAAGCGCUAUUGCUGGAACAAACCAUAAGAACUUAGUUCGAUUACUUGGGUUUUGCAAUGAAGGAGAACAUAGAAUGUUAGUGUAUGAGUUCAUGCAUAAUGGGUCACUUGUAGAUUUCCUUUUUGGGAAUUCGAAACCAAGUUGGUAUACUAGAAUUCAACUUGUUUUAGGGACAGCAAGAGGACUAUGUUAUCUACACGAAGAGUGCAGCACUCAGACAAUUCAUUGUGAUAUUAAGCCACAUAACAUCCUUCUGGAUGACUCAUUUACCGCACGGAUUGCAGACUUUGGUCUGGCAAAACUUUUGAAAAAAGAUCAAACUCGAACUCUGACUGUAAUUAGAGGAACCAAAGGAUAUGUAGCUCCAGAGUGGUUUAGAGGCCUCCCCAUCACAGUGAAGGUUGAUGUUUACAGUUUUGGAAUAUUGUUGUUGGAGAUUAUAUGUUGUAGAAGGAGUUUCGAAGAGAAAGCAGAGAAUGAAGAACAAAUGGUGCUGGCAGAUUGGGCUUAUGACUGCUUCAAAGAGAAGAAAAUAGAGAUGUUGGUAGAAAAUGAUGAGGAAGCAAAGAUUGACUUGAAGAGGGUAAAGAAGUUUGUGAUGAUAGCAAUUUGGUGCAUUCAAGAGGAAGUAUCCCUAAGGCCCACCAUGAAGAAAGUUUUACAAAUGUUGGAAGGUGCUAUUGAAGUCUCUUUUCCUCCUGGCCCAUCGUCCUUCACUAGUACAAUUUCCUAAUGCUUUCUUUUUUUUAAGGUGGUGUUGAAGUUUCUUAUGUGCCUCACCCAUUUCAUUUAUCACUGCAAUUCACUAACAUAAUUGUCUUCCAUUAAUAAAUAAUAAGAUGCACAUCUAAACUUGUUCUUUUUAAGAAAAUUGCAGUAGGUGGUCGAAUAGCAGCAUGAUUUUGAAAUUUGACCAUUAUUUAAAAAUAUUGAUAUAUGACCAUUUGAUUACUUUGGAGGGUCCAUCACUAAAAA
Molecule: messenger RNA, 2715 nt
Organism: Benincasa hispida (wax gourd)
Lineage: Eukaryota; Viridiplantae; Streptophyta; Magnoliopsida; Cucurbitales; Cucurbitaceae
Product: G-type lectin S-receptor-like serine/threonine-protein kinase LECRK2
Biological process (GO): protein phosphorylation
Molecular function (GO): ATP binding; protein serine/threonine kinase activity
Source: RefSeq, a predicted model, not a curated record